Molecule: messenger RNA, 1525 nt
Organism: Solanum stenotomum
Lineage: Eukaryota; Viridiplantae; Streptophyta; Magnoliopsida; Solanales; Solanaceae
Product: ABC transporter B family member 14-like
Exons: 1
Coding region: 9-1508 (499 amino acids)
Biological process (GO): transmembrane transport
Cellular component (GO): membrane
Molecular function (GO): ABC-type transporter activity; ATP binding; ATP hydrolysis activity
Source: RefSeq, a predicted model, not a curated record
AAAAGUUGAUGCUUAUCACAUUUCAAAAACUGUUUGCAGCCACACUACGAAAUGAAUUAGCUUGGUUUGAAAAGCCCGAAAAUAGUAUUGGAUCACUUACAUCAAAGAUAGCCAGUGACACAUCCACAGUGAAGAUCAUAAUAUCUGACCGCAUGUCCGUCAUUGUCCAGUGCAUUUCGUCCAUAUUGAUUGCAACAACUGUCAGCAUGAAAGUUAAUUGGAGAAUGGGUCUGGUAGCCUGGGCGGUGAUGCCAUGCCACUUCAUCGGUGGCCUCAUUCAAGCAAAGUCAGCUAAAGGAUUUUCUGGUGAUAGUAGUCUAGCACAUUCCGAACUUGUUACCCUAACUUCUGAAUCUGCCACUAAUAUAAAAACUGUUGCAUCUUUUUGCCACGAGGAACAGAUACUUCAGAAGGCUAAACUGUCCUUAAAGCGACCACUUAGGAAAGGCAAGUCAGAAAGCAUAAAAUUUGGAAUUAUUCAAGGCAUCUCUCUCUGCCUAUGGAACAUAGCUCAUGCAGUUGCCUUAUGGUACACAACAAUUCUUGUCGACAGGAAUCAAGCCAGCUUUGAGAAUGGGAUAAGGGCAUACCAGAUAUUUUCCCUCACUGUACCCUCAAUUACAGAACUAUGGACACUGAUACCCACUGUAAUAUCAGCCAUAGAAGUACUAAAACCUGUAUUCCAAAUCCUUGACCGUAGCACAGAAAUUGUACCAGACAUGCCAGAUAUUUCCAAACCCGAAACCAUCAAAGGAGAAAUUGAGUUCCUAAAUGUCCAAUUUUGUUACCCAUCAAGACGGGAAGUAACAGUUCUCAACAAUUUCAGUCUACAAAUUGAAGCCGGAUUAAAGGUGGCACUUGUUGGGGAAAGUGGAGCUGGAAAAUCUUCAAUUGUAGCAUUGUUACUGAGAUUCUAUGAUACGAAUGAGGGAAAAGUUCUGAUUGAUGGCAAGGAUAUAAGAGAUUACAACCUUAGAAAGUUGAGGGCACAGAUUGGAUUGGUACAGCAGGAGCCACUCCUGUUUAGCUGCUCAAUUAGAGAAAAUAUCUGCUAUGGGAGUGAAAGAGCAUCAGAAGCUGAGAUAAUGGAAGUAUCAAUGUCAGCAAACAUACACGAGUUUAUAAGUAACUUACCUGAUGGAUACGACACUCUUGUUGGGGAGAAGGGUUCUCAGCUUUCUGGAGGGCAAAAGCAGCGAGUAGCAAUAGCAAGGGCCUUGCUCAAAAAGCCCAGAAUAAUGUUGUUGGAUGAAGCAACAAGUGCCUUAGAUACCGAGUCUGAAAGGGCAGUGGUGAGUGCACUGGAAUCAAUGAAACUAAACAGCUCCGGGAUCACAAAAGUGACACAGAUCACAGUUGCUCACAGGCUUUCCACAGUAAUAAAUUCAGAUACUAUUGUUGUUAUGGACAAAGGUAAGAUUGUGGAAAAGGGCAGCCACUCAAACCUGAUGGCAGAACCAGAUGGUGUUUAUUCAAGAUUUGUAAGGCUCCAAAGUAUGGAGAAAUAGAAUUGAUGUAUGCUGAU